UGACAUUUCACCGGAAGUCUGGCGAGUCAGUACGUGGCGGAGCGAGCGUUGCGGCGGUCCAGCUCUCUCGUAAUAUUUGGUAUCUCGCCUGUGGUUCCGACCGUAGAGGUCACUAGGACAAAAUUUAUCUCAUAACUCAAGAUAAUAGCAUGUCCAUGUCGGGCGAAUUCGGAAACCCACUGAGGAAAUUCAAGCUGGUCUUCCUGGGCGAGCAGAGCGUUGGGAAAACUUCGCUCAUCACCAGGUUUAUGUAUGAUUCCUUCGACAACACCUACCAGGCAACCAUUGGCAUUGAUUUCCUCUCCAAAACCAUGUACCUGGAGGAUAGAACAGUUCGACUUCAACUUUGGGAUACAGCUGGGCAAGAAAGGUUCCGUAGUCUCAUUCCAUCUUAUAUUAGAGACUCCACAGUUGCAGUUGUUGUUUACGAUAUAACUAAUGCUAAUUCCUUCCACCAGACAUCAAAAUGGAUAGAUGAUGUUCGAACUGAGCGUGGUAGCGAUGUGAUCAUUAUGUUGGUGGGAAAUAAGACUGAUCUUUCAGACAAAAGACAGGUGAGCAAAACAAAAAAGCAAAUUUUGUUUUUGAAAUGUACGUGUUGCUAAAAAGUUAAAUAGCAU
This is a messenger RNA of Cherax quadricarinatus, 620 nucleotides long. The record is from RefSeq and is a predicted model, not a curated record. NCBI's taxonomy places the organism in Eukaryota, Metazoa, Arthropoda, Malacostraca, Decapoda, Parastacidae.